AUGCCGACAACUAUUAUGACUGUAAGAAAUCCAUCUUCACAUUUGUCCUGCUCCCGUUUUUGAAACGGAAAAAGGGCAUGUUGAGGAUGCGGCUGAAGAUAGAUUUAUGGUAGGUCUAAUGGAGGUGGAUCUCCUGCGGCUACUGUUACUGCAGCUGCUGCACCAACUGGGGCGAGUAGUGUUCUUCAAGUAGGAGUUCUUGCAUCGGCGUCUACAGGUGAAGUACGUCCUAGUACUAUGUCGAACACUAGUAGUGGACAAGACCCAGUGGCUUUGAUGGACACGACGCAACAAGGAUUGCUAGGUACUGCUUUUGGACGAUAAUACAAGAAUUCAUAUUAAAUACAGGAUAGAGAUACAGAUAGGGAAACUAUUCGUCCAUUCUACUUGUGAGUUCAUAAUUUCAAGAACAAACAUGAAAAUUGAUUCAAGAACUACCCAAGAAGCAAAGUCCUCUUCUACAGCCAGGUGCCCAACGUCGUCGGAAGACUUUGCAGCAGCAAAAUAUGGUGGUGCAGACAGUCAACGUGGAACAGAGCGACUUUACUCAGCGCUGGGUCGUCUUGCCUGUGCAAAAGAAGCCGUCUUUUGAUGUUAAGGCUGUGCAGCAUACUGCGUCAUGAGGCAGCUACCGCGUCGUAGACAUUUUGGCUCAAGCAGAGAGCUGAAAGCUUCACAACAUUCCCAACAAGAUCGUUAAAUCAAUGCCUUGCACGUUUUGGCUUUAAAGUUAUUUUGUUCACGUGAUUAGUUACUUCACGUGAUUAGUUGCUUCACGGGAUUAGUUACUUCACGUGAUUAGUUACUUCACGGGAUUAGUUACUUCACGGGAUUAGUUGCUUCACGGGAUUAGUUACUUCACGGGAUUAGUUGCUUCACGGGACAGGUUCCUACUUGUUCUAAUGGUGGUUUCUACGCGUUGAGACAGAAAUCCAGUGGGCGAUACUUGGCAAUGGCGGAGCAAAUACCUCCUGGACAGUCGUCCUUGACAAAUCGUGGCGUGGUGAAAGACCAACAUCCCGAAUAUCCUUACUUAGGACUCCGACUAGUGGAGCAAUUAGCCGAUGCGACACCAGAAAAGGAGAAAACGCAUGCGUUUGUGAAGACGAUUGCAGAAGGGAUGGAGGUCGAGAGGGAGACAGCGAUGGCAGGAACAAGAAGUGGUAGCACGACUACUGACCUCAUCCAGGGUAAUCAAGUAACCAGGACGAACGAACUUACUAGGAGUGUUGAGUCAUCAGCCACAACCGGUAGUGCGAUUUCGAUUUCUAAACCGGCUAACACACCAGGAACUGAGUUCCUCGCCAUUCGCGAUAGUACACUCGCAUCCUCUGGUACGUCGUCCGAACGACAGGCGCCUGGCAGCAGUAGUAGUAUCUUUUCCGCUUCUAGCGCACCUAUUCCUAUUGUGCCACAAGAGCAAUCUACUCCAACAGCAACUGCUCUCGGCGCCUGGCGUAUUAAGACGAUCGGGCAUGGUGCUCUGUACUCCUUCAUGCACCGAGACCAGUUUUUAGAUUCGAAGCUGGCGCCAGACCAUCCACAAAACCGAACGACUUUUCUAGCGCCUAUGCGGAAUAAUGAUUAUGUUGUUGAAAUAUAAUUUUUUUAGUGUAGAUGAACCUUGAUCUUAGUGACCGUUCAAAUGCAAUAGCAGUUGUCCUCUCUCGCUUUCGUGGCAAAUGAUUCGUCUCUGUCUCUGAUGGCAGAGAAUCCGUACGACCUUUUAGUAGUUACCACAAUCACGGAUAGGAACUCAACGUGUUUAAUUCUUGAAAUAGAAAUUUAUUACCUGCUCUAAACAAAUCGUGCUCAAAAAUGGUUGAUUCGAUGGACAGGGAAAGGCAACGAAGUACGAAUUAUCAAACACGCGAAUGGUGAAGCUCUGGACAGCAUACUCAAUCCUCAAAACGCAGACGGGGGAGAACCACUUAUGAAAAGCGGCCAUAGCUACUAAAGUGAGUUGCUCGUUUGUGCGCCUAUCAUGCAGUUGAUCACUUGCCAGUUUUUUUGCUCCUUUUGCACCGUAAUAUGACGUGUCCCUUGAUGUUGUAGGUGUUUCUCUAGUGCUUUCAGCAGAAGUAAGAGCAGUACUGUCAAAACGGAAUCUACCGUAUUAAUAACAUUCCAGUAUUAUCGAGAGAAAAAUCCUACUCGCACUCGAAAGUUUGGAAAAAUUUGAAUCGUGGCGCGUUGAGGCUGAUUCUGAGCGACAGGGCUGACCGGUUUCGAAUUCCUUGACACUCAAAGGCCCAGCCACAGUGCCUGGCAGGGAGGAAGUAACCAGGUAUAUCAAUACUAGAGGGAUGCAGAGGGUGAUACUUAACUAGAAGGAACUUCCAAGGUCUGCGUCUCGUUUGGUGUCUACCACUAGAAUCGAACGAGCAACGCAGAGCCUCAGCUACUCAAUAGCAAGGAGAGGAAGCAACAUGCCAAGGCCUGACGCCUCGGAAGUUUGUGGCUGUGUUGGAGGGGUGUGUUGGGGGGGUGUCUUCGAGGGGGUCCCUCGUAAAAAGCAAGCAUUUGAGGAGGGUUUUCGUCGCAUUGGUAUCCGUCCAAAAGAAUCGAGUAGGCUUUUCGUCGCAUAAGAUGGUCUCCGUUACGUACAUAAAUACAGUUUCGGACGCCUUUUUUUUUGCCAUACCAUGCGGCAAAGAAACAAAGCGCGCGCAAAACGGAUUCUGAGUCUACUCGAAAGCUUGCCUGAGUGUUGGAGGGGGGUAGCGGAGGGGUGUAGCAUUCCCCUCCAACCUCUCCAGGGUCGUUCGACACCUGCCAGCAUUCGGGAGCCCAGCACGCAAACAUCAACUGGCCUGAAGGAUCAUGAGCAUGAUGCUAAGACCUACGCACGCCAACCCUGCUAGUGACACCCCCCUCCACAAGUGAUCUGCUAAGCCUCACAGUCAUCGUUCUACUUACUUCCAGGUGCCUGGCUUGGGCCUCUGCAGCUGCUGCGGGAAGACAAGCGCGACUGUUUCAAGCCUAGAGAGGUCGACUGCCGCCAUGUUGAUAAAAAUUUUCCAAACUUUCGAGUGCGAGUAUGAUUUUUGUUUUGAUAAGUAUUUACUUCGAUCUCCACAGGACACAAGUACUGGAGGACGUUCUACCCAUCCCUUUAGCAGCUGCAGUGAUGAGUGUAGUUAUCGUUAUGUUUUCCAUGUUAACAAAUUAGGACUCAAGGAUGAAUUGGUAUUGAAAUUCUGUCUCCGUAGCCGGUCUGACUCCGGGUAGACGUAGACCGCCAACAAUUUUGUGUAGGGUAAAGGUGCUUUUGUUCCCGCUUUUUAUGCCUUUCCUAAGGGAGAAAGGCAGAAAAAGCGGGGUCCACGAGCACCAUGACCCUACCCCGAAAAUAACUUUGCUCACACCUCCGCCAACCCCAACCAAGACCUUCUCCCCUUCAUACCCAACGCUGUAACCCGUCCUCUCGAUACGACUAGCCCGUCUCAGAUCUGGGAUUUGGUCUUCGUAAAAUCCGACUGCCAGUCCAGAGUUACCAGUUGCGCUGCCUUUGACUGCGGAUUUGUUGACGAUGGAUGUGGUGAUUUUGUCUACUGUGGGAAUGCGGACAAGCUGAAAGAUGCGAUGUUGAAACAGCGAGAACAAAAGAUGAUGAAGCGACCCUUUGCAAGCGACGAAGAAAUGGGGGAGCAGGGUGAGGAGGAGGUGGAGGAGGAGCAGGGUGAGGAAGAUAUGGUCGUUGGUAGUGCUUCUGCUGCAAGGACUGUAGAUAGAACAAAAAGUGGAAGCGGAUCAUCAACCUCGACUCUACUACAACAACCAACUGGAACUGGAAGUCCAUCUUCUUUUUCAGGUACUCCCUCAUCGUCGAUGCCAUUGUUUAGCGCUAGUCGUGGUUCUUCUCCUUUGUCACCACCACUGACUUCUGCCGAUAAAGAGUUUAGGCCGCGUCGCCGUUUGACAACACCACUGCCCGAAAUCGAUUUAGAAGACUACUACGAUUCCUUCGGAAGCAGUGGCAGUACUAGUUCGCUUGGAUCUACAUCUGGCAGUCUCAGUGUUGCGUCUUCUUCCGUCAGAGGUGGUUCAACUUCUUACCCAACUACGACAUCUUCCGUCAGAAGUGGUUCAACUUCUUACCCAACUACGACACGACCAGGUUCAUCAUCAUUUCCUUCUUCUUCUCUCUCUAAAGCUGGAAGAAGUAGCAUUGGCGCUUCUCCUGGAACAACAACAACGAUCAUAGCGUCUAUCUCGCUUGCGAAACUUCCUCUGGUCACACGCAACUCUCCAGCCCAACUUGUUCAAGCUUUAACACACACGGUUGAGAAAUACACUAACCAAUGUGACGAUCCGCGUUUCAGUUUAUGACCACAUCUAUCUAAAUACACUAAAUCUUGGUACAUGUUUGCCAUGUCUCUUUACUCUAGCAUCUGAGUACAUGUUAUUCAUUUCUCUUUACUCUAGCAUCUUCUUAGUACAUGUGAUUCAUCUCUCUUUACUUGAGCAUCUUAGUACAACGAUGUUAUUUUUUCAUCAAUCUUAAUCUUUCUUUUUAGCAUUUUGGUCCAUGUUCAUGCCGCUCAGCAUUAUCCUGAUAAUAUGAUUGCCCUUUUAGUACCUUUCCCGUAGAUGUAGAAGACGUGCAAUGGUAGAGCUAGAGAUACCAAGCUGUUAUCCCAUAGAAUCGAUACAAGGGGAGAGCUACCUAGAGGCACCAAGAUACUAACAUGGGGAGACUGACAUCGACAUGAACAAUAAAAGCAGAUCUCCUUCAUCUACAGUAGAUCAUCUCAGGUAAAAUGCUGUAUUUUUCCUGCAGUAGCUAAUCUUCUCCUACGUACAGUAUAGAACGCUAGUCGCACUGCUCGUCUAAUCAGUCACGGUGUCAAUCCGUUGAGCAACGAGCCGGGAGCCUGCAUCUCCAACGCCUGUGUCUGCAGACCGAAGAAACAGUGUAGUAAGGGAGUAGAGUGCGGCUUCGAGGACGACGGUUGUGGGAAUAGGAUUGCAUGCGGUGCAAGAUCGCUGCCUCCUGUGGAAUCACCUGAGAUACGAUAAAAUAUUGGAGAAAAUUCAACUAAGGACUGCAAAAAUCCGGACAAAAUUCAAUCUUCUCGGGCAUGAUACGAAUCCGCAGAACACUCGCCGCCUACUGCGCUCCCUUCUGGAAAACCCUCACCCAAUUGCGAGCCAAGAACCUCGGGCGCCCUCCAAAUCCCCGCGCCCCUCCAGAAUCCCCCAGCAUACAUUUGCAGGCUGAUGCGGUGGACUCUGGAGGGGCGCGGGGAAUCACAUGAAACGAAACCAAAAGACAGAAAAACCAAGAGGAAGCAAGUAGCAAAAGCCGCUAAGCGGAGCACUUCCAGGACGAGGAGGCGACAAUAGUGACCGUUUUUGUGCAGUUCUUAGUUGACUUAACGCCAUUGAAAAUCUGAGUCUUAGACUUAGUGAUCUUUUCCAUGUUCAACAGGUCAUGAGAUGAGUUGGCUCAAGUUUGUAUUAUUGUGGUCACGCUCUAGUACGUUUGAGCUAUGUUUGAGGUAUUGCUGUUCGGUUUCGCAUUUCACUCUCUAACUCUCUGUGUCGCAAGUAAUUUGUAGAUUGCACUCUCUAACUCUCUACUCCGACACCAUGCAGAACUUCCUGGCACUUACGGAUCCGACCAAAACCGCAAGCCCUCUCAAGUCUCGCUGCGCUGCACGCAACACCGAGACGAAUGAACCUUACAAGUGCGCGCUUUACGAUUUGCCUUACUGGGAACAGCGAUUAAGCCUUCAUGUAAUCCAUCUCCAGACGCAUCUACUUGCCCCUCCCUCUAAGGGAAGAGCAAGCCCAGGGUGACGCCCAAGAUGGAUUCCGGGACGGUCUAAAACGACCACCGGGAGAGCUUUUUUCAUCAGCAACUGUCGUGGGAAGUGGAGUGAGAGUACUGGGAAGUGCAACUACAGGAAGUACUACAAGACUCACACAACUAGUCCAUCUCCAACGCGCAGACCUCUUCCAAUGCAUCUGUAGUGCAAAGGCUUCCUGCGACGAAGGGCUCACCUGUGGCGUCCAAUUACGGAUUCCCCUAGUGUAUCCCUUCUAUGUAUUUAGGGAUCAUGAUCCCUCAAACGUAAGUGCGCAGCCUAAUAGUAAGAGUAACACAUAGAUACUAUACGGAAAAUGCAUUUACAUACUGACAGGGUCGUAGGGGAAUAGUGACGCAUACGCGCAUAUGCUUGAGGGAUUUUCCCAGGGAUGAACUACGGAGAGGUCUAAUCCAGGCUGAUGGUUGUGGUGGUUUCGUCACUUGUGGCGCUAACAAAGCUGCGGGAGGUGCCUGCGCUUUUGGCGACUGCGUUGAGAACCAAUGUGUUUGCACUAAGAAAACCACCUGCGAAUAUAGCACUUGCGGUUAAGGCUCAACAUCAUUCAUUUCUGCGAAGUAGGUUUUUUGACUAUCUAAACAAGGUCAUUUCUACAAGUUCAAGGUAUUUCUCACUGUUUCCCUUGUCGCUGUCUUCCUUCUCACUGUUUUCUUUUCCUCCUGUUUCCUUUCCCCCUGUUUUCUUUCUCACUGUUUCUUUUCCCUCUGUUUCUUUUCCUCCUGUGCUACUUAGCAUUACUAGGAUGGUGAAAAACGGAUGAUGGAUGUCCUAAUGCUACUUCGCAUUAGGAUGGUGAAAAACGGAAAAUGGAUUUCCUUGUUAGGAUCUUCUUAGGAUCUUCUGGAUUCGAUUGCGCUCUAAUGUGUCAUGGAGUCAGACGGCUGUGGCGGCGAGCUCAAAUGCGGUAUCUGCAGUGAGGAAUGGCAAGAAUGUAAACAGGUCACUGGAUGGUUUGUACCUGCAACAGCUUCUGGAAGCGGUAGUGGGGGGAGCGGUAGCGCGAUGGGCAGUGGUUCAACCGGAAUUUCAUCGCGGUCGUUGUCUUCAAUUCCUCAUAGUACUAAGAAUCUCAUUGGAACAGGAACAGGAUCAACAUCAACUACAGGUUCCACCCAAGCCUACUCAACAGAUCCAAAUGCUCGCUGGGUGACUCGUAGCACAUGCCAGUGUAAGAACGAACGGCAAACGAAGUGCGACAUGCCUGCACAAUGUGGCCAGACUGUGAAUGUUACGAAGGACUACAAGUAUGAUAUAGAUAAUCAAUAAAUAUCGCUAGGUGUAGGUUUUUAACACGUAGAGGGUGAAAACUCGUACCAGUCUGGCUCUCGCUCUGGGUCUACUUGUACACGUAAACUUUAUAUUCGAAAACGAGAAACAAGCGAGUUACAGACUGAAAUCAGUGAGGUAGCUUUACAAGGCUACUCUUCCUCAGUGUCUCGCGGCAUAUUUUCAUGAGUUACUUGCGUAUUUCCGUUUAUCGAAUACUUAGAUGAAAACUACUAGUGCAACAACUGUCUCUACCAAUCAUAUUACUUGUACUUAUUUAUUAAGGAAGGCAAGACUACCUUGCUGUUGCUUAUGAUAUCCAUAAGCAUCAGCAUUCUUCCUUCAGUUUCAAACUCUAAAUCCUACGGCUGUGGCGGCGAGCUGGAAUGUCCAGCCUGUGCUGCGAAGGAGGCAGAGCCGCCUGAGAUCGUACCUGUUGUCGCGCCACCUACUCCACCCAUUGUAGACCCGACGAUGGAGGACCACGCGAGAAAUGCGGCGAAGGACAAAGUCCGUGAACUCUGUAGUCACUACACGUUAAGGCUCAAUAUAUUUGAUUUUUCCACCAAGUCCAAGUCUUUUCUCGCACUGUGUUCCUUCUUGGGAUUCUGAAGAAAGGAAGGGAAGCCGUGAAGUGUUUUGAUCUCUAAACACUGACCACGGUCAUGAUGCGCCAGUGCCGGGAUUGAGUGAGGGGCUGGGAGGUAGUCUGGCAGCUGAGCUUGGUAGUGGGGCUGCGAGUUCUGUUGCUGGUUCAACAUCUUCCGCGUCAUCAUUCUUCUUUCUGCAGAUCGAAGAACAAGAAGUGGCUAGGGCACAUUAUGCUAAGUCUACAACACGAUCGAAAUACCAGCGAAAGCAAGAAACAACAGAUCAGACUACGCCUCCUCAGCGUCAGAAAAGGGAGACCACUACGUCAACGUCCACGUCAUCCUCAUCCAAAACACAACAUCAUCAUGAUCUUCUUCGUCAGCUUGAAUUACAUGAUUCACCUUCAGCACGAGCACCCAACAGACAAACUCAAACCCCGACCUCUGCUGGAACUGGAGCGGGGCCACCACAUGAAGAUCUGGCUGCGAAAGGUCCUAUCACUCUUGUUAAGGUCACUCAGCUUUUAUCUUCCAUCUUUCUCGGCAUCAUCUCGGUACCCUUUCGCUUCCCUAUCCCUUGUUGUAUUCUUCUCACGGGAAGAGAAGGGACCCUUUCGCUUCCCUUGUUCUUGUAUCUACUCUUUUCUUCAUGGGAAGAGAAAUAAGGCGGGUCGAGAUGUUGAGGGGACCGAGAUGAAUAAGAGCUGAGUUUUCUAAUCUCAGCUCUCAUCCGAAAUACACAGGUAGCGUGCCUUCUUGCAUCAUAUCUUUGCCCUUUGGCGGUACUCCAGCACAGGUCGUAGAAGCUUCUGCACAAGCGGCGCUGUCUUAUGAGAGACAUAAUAGUUCGAAGUCUCAAAAUAAGCGAGUAAAUUCGAGGAUAGUGAUUUACCUGGUUAUUUCAGUAUUUCGGAUAGACGACUUGUUUAAAGAUCGACUCCAUUCGUCCUCAAGAUCGUCUAGAGGACCUAUUCGUAGUUAAACGAAAGCCCCGCUCCUUUUCUAACUCUUAGUCCUCCAGACAACCUACGACUCUGCCGUAGUGCAGGCGAAGGAAGCGGUAAAAACAGCACCCGAUGCCGCAGUUCGAGGCGUUAGAGAGGAAGUUUUGAGUCUCUUCGCAAAAGCUGAAGCAGACGUGAGAGCAGUAGUUAGACGCUCCGUCGGCUUCAUGAUUCGACAAGCGAAAGAAAAACAAAGAGUGGGGUCAUCCACAGGGGUAUCGAUGGGGUCUGCUGCUGGUUCGAAGAUGUUAAGACUAGCCUGUUUGUCCUUGCACCACCUGCUGCUCUAGCUUGUCUACUAGUAUUGACCCACGACUGGACUGUUCGGGUAGUUAAAUAUGACAAAUACCGGAUAAUUUUACCAGACUCCAACUCCGUCUCUAAGAAAUCCUGGCUCGUCCUCCACGUUGAAUGCAGGAUCUUUUUCGGGUUCAUCCUCAAUUGCGUCUUCACCGCCUGUGACACCCAACUUCCUCGACAGCAUCAAUAUCGAGAAAGCUGAGCGUGAUGUUGAUGCUCUCGUCCAUUUCCACUUCCUGAAAAACUAUCUAGAGCCGCUCAAUCUCGUGGAUAGGGAAGCUUAUUUGGCAGGAAAGAUUAAGGCUACCGCUCAAGCAUUCUCAGCGUCAUCCACCUUGGCCCUUUUUCUACUCGAAAAAGAAGCCAAGGAUGCCCUCAGAGAUGGGAACGCGGUAGCUCUAAGAAGACGCCGGAUUCGUCGUCAGGGAGUGCUGCUGUGGGAGUGGGGUCUUCUCUAUUUUUCGGAAGUGGAAGUGGUAGGAGUGGUAGUGCUGACAGCGCUGGAAGUGGUAGACGUAGAGGCUCUGGUAGUACAAAUACUGGUACUAGCGGUUCAGUUUCUGACACGACCAGUGGGGGCAGUUCUGUAGAAGCUACAACCAUGUCUCUACCCAUUGGGAGUGAAACGGGUGCAAGUUUCGAAGAUGAAAACAAUGAUCUUGUUGCUACAACAAGUCUUCAACUUUUGGUGCCACGAGAGCCAUCUGACUCUGUUCAAGCUGACCGAAACGAAGGUAUCAGCAAAAUUGCAGCACUAUGGAGCGAAAAUGCGUACUCAUCCUCAAGAAAGUAGGCUCUUUCUAAGUAGGAAAAAGCCUCUUUUCUUCAGUAUGACUCAGAAGUACUUACACUUUUUCGCUUCAUAAGAACCACUGCCAGCGCAGAGGACUGCAGGUGGAAGGAGCACUACAGACGCUGGAGAAGUACAGGAUGCUGACACUGAGGCUCUGAACAAAGAACUCUUCCCGGCUGGGUCCAAUAUUAAGGCUUUCCCUGAAGAUCACAACUUGUUACUUACAUAUUUGUAACUAUAAGAUUUUUAGAUUUAUUAGGAACAUCUAAUAGAUGAAGCAUCUUCGACGAAACUUAUACUCUACAACUUAGUCCUUAUAAGAUUUUUAGGAACAUCUAAUAGAAGUAUCUUCGACGAAAAUACUGCUGCUGCUAGUGGUAGUGCUGCUCAGGAGAAGGAGGGUUUCUUUGGUUCGACUCCUUUCGAUUACAGUCCUCGAGAGUCUAUUGUACCUUUUGUUCCUAGAGGCUCGGCAAUGUCAGCGGGACAGGUCGGCGCUCAUACCCACGUCCUGGAUUACGGGUCGAACAAGCAUUUCAUUUUUACAUGCUUUUGCUUUUCUUCCUUAGCAUGAUUGCUGUCUAAAAAUGAAAUGCUUCAACCUUUAAGUAGAGCGAUUUCAAGCUGCAACUGGGAGUUCCACAGCGAGAAAGGUCUUGUUAGGUAACUUCGGAUUCGAGGUGGUACCUUCAAGACCAUCAUCUGGAUCUGCCUUCGGAACAAGCGGUCCUCGUGCUACAUCAACAGGACGUGACAAUAGUUUCUCAGAGGAUAACGAUAAGGAGGACAGCAAGCCUUCGAAGAUGAAACGAGUGUCAGUACCUGGCAGCUCUUCUUCUACUCCUGUUGCUUCAUCUCAGGAGAUGACACGACCACAAACAACUUCUGCUGGAAGUACAAUUAUGGCUUCCCCUAAUCCAUCUUCGGAAGCAUCGUAGAGACGUUUUCAAGGGGAAAACAGUCUCAGGAUGGACUUGAAGAUGGAUUAGGGUGAGCGCCAAUACAACUACUAUUAGUAAUAUUACAGGCUCUACUUCUGCCUCGUCAUCAACAUUGGAAGCAGACCAAUCUCUCAAGGCCAAGGAACGUGGUAUCUACCGAUUGAAGUCUAGAGUAGCCAGCGAAAUUGGUAGAGAGACAGCGCAUGAAUCCAUGGAGCACGCACGAAAAUUUGCGCUCGACAUUCGCAAUAAUUAUGGCUAACAAAGAACUAGUGCCAAGAUCUCGUCAUACAGUCAGAUCCACUGACUUUCAAUCCAUUGUCAUGAACAUGAGGGAUACAGUCAGAUCCAUGAUCAAAAUCAGAUGAACAUACAGUCAGAUCCACUGACUUUCACUUCUCUUUCCCCCUCUACCUCUCUCCUUCUACACUUUCACUUCUCUUUCCCCCUCUACCUCCCUCCUUAUACACUUUCACUUCUCUUUCCCCCUCUACCUCCCUCCUUCUACACUUUCACUUCUUUUUCCCCCUCUACCUCCCUCCUUAUACACUUUAACUUCUUUUUCCCCCUCUACAUCCCUCCUUCUACACUUUCACUUCUUUUUCCCCCUCUACCUCCCUCCUUAUACACUUUAACUUCUUUUUCCCCCUCUACCUCCCUCUUUCUACACUUUCACUUCUUUUUCCCCCUCUACCUCCCUCCUUCGUCUACCUCUCUCCUCCUCUAAUAUCCAGUGAUCUCUCACGUUGAUACCUCUCUUGCGAAUCCAGUCCGUGACACUUUGAUGCAAGAAUUUCGUGAGGAGGUCAAAGGGUCCGCCUACCGAGCGCGCACAGCAAAGGCAGCAGUGUUGGGAGCAACUAUUAUGGCGGGUUAGGUAGUAAUGUGGAUCUAGUAGUCUAUGAAGUUGAAGGAGUAAUAUGUUGAGUAGCAGGUUAGACAACUUCCAAAAGUGGGAUAUCCUCAUAUUUGGUGAACAUCAAGAUUGAGUCUGCAGUCUAGCAUGCGCCAUCACAUUAGAAUAAUGGAUCUCAAGAAAUGAAAAAGGACAGUAGCCGCGCCUGCGUCUGCAGCAAAAGCAAUUGAAGUUAACAAUUAAAUAUGACCACAAGAACCAGAACCAGUGCUGAAGAUUCUAGUACCUCAAAAACAUGACUAAGUACAUGAGUACAAACAUUGAACUUGAAGAAUCUACAUCCCCCCGGCCCUCUCUCUAACUCAAAGCGCAUCUUUUCGCAGCUACAUUUGCCACCGAUGAAUGGCCUGCCAACUUCUAGUGAAGCUUCUUCGUCUGCAGCGACAAGACUGCAAGUUAAGACUUCUCCUGACCCCUAACUUAUGAUCCCCUAAUAAUUUAUAUUUAUUAGAAGAUCUUCGCCACCCGAUUCCUGAUUUCUGAUAGGCAUGAAUUGGGGUGCGGUCUUCUAAGUAAAGAUCAACCGUGGAAGGCAAGCCCGUCAAUGAAUGGCUACGGACAGAAGAAAGUGAAGGCAACAACUUCGGGGAUUGGUCGAAGGCCAUGGAACCGGAUCCGGUCACUCUGAAGUGAAGAAGGGUGAAAUGAAGGAAGGAAGGAAGGAAGGGUGGAAGGAAGGGAGUAAGUAAGGAAGUAAGUAAAGGAGGAUGGGGUAAGUAAGUAAAGAAAGGACUGAAUCAUCGAGUAUGCAAGAAAUGCGUGCUCGUUAAGUAAAGGCAUAGCUGAGGGAGUGACUCAGACUCACUAAGGAAAGGAGGAAGGGCUAUCUUCUAGCUGGGUUAUGCAAGACGUUCAGCAUGAUGUAUAGAAGUGUAAGUGAUUGUGGGUGCUAACUAAAAAGGCAGAACAACGAACAUGGACCACGCACUCAUAUGUGACUGCAGUGUGAGUAUAUUUUUUCCUUAUUUUUUCCGACAUUGUUGAUGUUUCUUGACACUGAAAAGAAAAACUACUGAAACGAAAAUCACUGUAGUGCGUUGUAGAAAGGUAAGUGCUUAUUGUGGGAUGAGUUCUUCAGGCACGAGAAGGGAG
Amoebophrya sp. A25 is the source of this 12736-nucleotide messenger RNA. NCBI's taxonomy places the organism in Eukaryota, Dinophyceae, Syndiniales, Amoebophryaceae. The record is from the annotation of a GenBank genome assembly.